Penicillium daleae is the source of this 1245-nucleotide messenger RNA. RefSeq lists its product as uncharacterized. Gene Ontology annotation, biological process: autophagosome assembly. The record is from RefSeq and is a predicted model, not a curated record. The transcript is spliced from 7 exons. NCBI's taxonomy places the organism in Eukaryota, Fungi, Ascomycota, Eurotiomycetes, Eurotiales, Aspergillaceae. Bases 1 to 1245 code for a protein of 414 amino acids. Gene Ontology annotation, cellular component: phagophore assembly site.
AUGGCGACCAAGACGGAUCCGAGCCACACCAACUUCACAGUAUUCAUUCGUCUGCCAUUUCCUAGGGGAGACUUUGUUGACCCUCCGCCCGUGGAAUGGAAUGCGGCGAAAGACCAGGCAUUAUGGGACAUUCUUUCCCGCCCGUCGAAGGGAGAUGGUAUAGACUGGAAAGCCCUGGCAGACCAUUUUGAUGUCACUCUACAGUUCUUGCUCCAGCAAGCGGCAUGGCUAUAUGACAGACAGCUGUCCCAGGUACGCGCGCAGAUGCGCCGGGUACCUCCAGUCCAGUCGAGCUCGCCCUCGCCAGCACCCGGAUCGGUCUCUGGGAGUACAGCUUUAAGUGCGAAUGCACCAAAAGGUCUUGCCCCAACCGGACCCCGGGGUCCUUCCCGGCCAGUAUCUCAACAGAAGGAUGUUCCUCAGCGAGCACCCAGCGGCCGUCGCACGAGCUCUACGUCCACGACUACCAUCAACCAAGCUCGCCACUCUCGAGACUCUUCUCGCAACGAGACCCCGACAGAAGGCAAGGAACAACGAUGGGAGAACUUUGUCCGACGACCAUCGGUAACCAGACGAGAGCAACCACAGACUACCUCUUUCAUGCGGUCGCCGACCCUCGAAGAAGAGGACCUCAGCUCCAGCUCCACAGAGUCCGACUCCGAGGUAGAAGAGACACGGAGAGUGCCACGGUUCAGAAAGUUCGGCAAAUUUUCCACCCAACGCAUUGGCCUGCAAGACGACGCAGACGAUGAUGAAGACGAUACUCCCGCGUUCCUCCCUCUGUCUCGAGAGAAUGACCAGACGCCGCGAGAUCGACCCGGUGAAGAGCUCAGCGCAACUCUCCGCCUAGACGCAGAGCGCGCUGCAGCAGCCCGGCGACGUAUGGCCGACAGAGCUGGCCAUAGACAUCCCGUAGCUACUGAAUCAUCCACCAGCUCCAUGAGCUCCGGUGCCCCAGUGAGCUUGACAAACAGCGAUAGUCGACGCCUCGGUCAACCUGCUUCUGCACUAAGUCCCCAUCGCGCCGGGGAAGCUCCCCGCCAAAGCCCUCGCAAGUCUACUACAUCCGGAAGAGACGCAAGCGAUGGCACCCCCAGCAUGGGGAGUAGCUUCAGCGACCUGGACGACGCCAGCGUUACACAGUCUGCGUUGGAAGAGGCCCUGCUGAGCAAUAUGCAGCAUGGGGGUAUGGCUAGUCGUAUGAGUACGAUCAGCCAAGCUUUGCGUAGUCGCUACUUGCAAUGA